Messenger RNA from Pomacea canaliculata, 5044 nucleotides. Its product is annotated as homeobox protein PKNOX1-like. The transcript is spliced from 11 exons. Gene Ontology annotation, molecular function: DNA-binding transcription factor activity, RNA polymerase II-specific; RNA polymerase II cis-regulatory region sequence-specific DNA binding. Gene Ontology annotation, biological process: regulation of transcription by RNA polymerase II. NCBI's taxonomy places the organism in Eukaryota, Metazoa, Mollusca, Gastropoda, Architaenioglossa, Ampullariidae. The coding region runs from base 778 to 2304 and encodes 508 amino acids. The record is from RefSeq and is a predicted model, not a curated record.
GGAACAGAUGUAUAUUUUGGAUGCCAGGAAAGCACAGCGUUGUACUUAGAAAAUGGUAGUAGGCAAUAAUCUCAAGAAGUGCAGAUGAUUUACGAUAAAAUUAAAUUUGAAUAUAGUUGCCUUUAUAAUAGGAUUAUUAGCUCCGAAAUCGGAUCAAGCCUAUUGAAAUAAAUGUUAAAGUUUUGAAGAGUCGACGUAAAGGUUUGUCAAGCAAAACACGGCAUCUUGUUAAUUAUCCCACAGGUUUCGAGUUAUUUGAUGCAAUAAAAUGCAUUACAAACGUGAGACAGUGAUAAGAACAGGUUUUAAGCCAUGGAAUAACCACCAACUCCCCUCCCCACGGAAAUCCUAGUUUAGCCGAAGCAACCGUGUUUUUUUAUAUUAUAAUAUUUUUUGUACUAUUUUCAUUUCCCUUGGUUAAGUUCAAUAAAUAUGCAUGAGAAGACUACAUAUAAAAAUGACCUAUGUUCACUAUUUUUAAUCUUGUGGAUGAUAUAGUAUAUCAUUUGAACACACAUCACAGUUAAUGAGAGCUGUAGUAAAAAUCAGUAGUGGGAAUUUACAAUAAUAAUAAUAAUUUCAGAAAGAGUUUCUAUGACCUGACAAUGUCACUAGUAUUAACUGUGUUAUAGAAGGGUAACUGUUUUUGAGUCAAAGGGAAUCUACCAUAUUCAACCUAUUGGGAUGUAUCAACAAUAGUUUUAAAUACUCGAUGAAAGGGCUGCUGCAUGCAGAUUCCAGGAUUGAUGGUGUGUGCAUGGCACUGUGUCAGCCAUCAUGUCCAUUGUUCAAAAUCAGCCACCAUCCUAUCAGGAGAGUCAGAUUAUGGCUCAUGUAUGUCUGGCCACCAGCACACAUGAAGAUGGUUCUCAUGAUGAGAGUCAUGUCCCAGUGAUGACCGUGGUCCAGACACAUGAAGGCGAAGUCAUGCAUGAUGAGUGGAAGAAAGCCAUAUAUAAUCAUCCGUUGUUCCCUCUAAUGGCGUUGCUGUUUGAGAAAUGUGAACAAGGGUCACUGUCACUUGAUAUGUUUGCCACCACAGACUACGACCGAGACAUCCAGGCUUUUGUAGAACAUCGACAGCAUCAGGGGAAGCCAUUCUUUGUCGAUGAUCAAGAUCUCGAUAGUCUGAUGCUGAAGGCUGUGCAAGUGUUAAGGAUCCAUCUCUUAGAGCUUGAGAAAGUGAGCGAACUGUGCAAGGACUUUUGUAGCCGUUAUAUCACUUGUCUGAAAGGGAAACUGCAGAGUGAGAAUCUUCUACGGCUAGAUGACUUGGAUUCUCCACCCCUGUCUCCCAGUCAGAACACCAAUACUAUGGCAGCAGCAGGUGUCUCUAUGGCAGCAAUGCCUCUGCCUCCUGUGGUCAAUGCAAUGGGAGGAGGAGUUAUGAUGCCGCAGGGGUUGUCCAUGGCAACUAUUAGCCAGGGGCAAAUUAUCUCUGGUAACACAGUGUACCAGAUGGUCCACACGCCUCAGGGGAUUGUUGCGCAGCCCAUACAGAUACAGGCACCCCCUAUGCAGACAUCUGUGGGCACAGCUUCAAUGGUACAUGGGAAUACCUCAUUAUCUCAGAUAGGGAUGAUGGGGUCACCUCCAACUGCACAGCCGCAGGUAACGAGUCCAGUCCAUGGAUCAGGCAGCACAGUGCUGUCUGGGGAUGAGUCCUAUGAUGAUGACCCAACAGGAAAACGGAAGAAUGCUAAACGGGGAGUCCUGCCAAAGCAUGCGACACAGAUCAUGAAGACCUGGCUUUUCCAGCAUCUUGUUCAUCCAUACCCAACAGAAGAUGAGAAGCGACAGAUUUCUAGCCAAACAAAUUUAACACUUCUUCAGGUUAAUAACUGGUUUAUUAAUGCCCGGAGAAGAAUUCUGCAGCCAAUGCUGGACUCUGGAACUGGGGAUGCCAAUCGCACUAAAAAGAGCAAACCUUCCACGAGGCCUCAGCAGAGAUUUUGGCCAGAAGCCAUUGCAAACAUCACACCACAGUUACCGCCACAUUUACAACAGGCUAAGAUUCCUUCACCCACCUCUUCCCCACCGCUUUCAUCCCCCAAUGACUCUGUAUCUGUAACAAUGGGCCAGGCGGGGCACCUUGUUAUGACAGCUAACGGUCAGCUAGUGGCUGCUGGCAAUGGAGUCCCGCUGUCUCUUGCUGCUCUGCCUGGCAUCAUGCUGGGACAGCCAACAUUAUCAGCAGCUGCAUCACUGGGUGCAAAGACACCAGCCUCUGGCAGCGAUGAUCUGAACUCUAGCAGUGUUGUGUUGUCCUUGACAUGUGAGUCAGGAGAAUCAGAUGGUGACUGAUUCAUGAGGACUAUGCAGAGAGCUAAUGUAUGAUGCAAGAUUUUGUGUGUGUGCGGUGCUUGCAAGAGUGUGUUGAGAGGUGAUUGAUUGAUGAUGGAUUGAUUGUGUGUGGAGAAAAUGUGAAUACUGUAAAUUGUUAAUGUAUUUGUUACAAGGUGUUCAUACUUACACCUUGAAAAUUGUUGCAGACUUCCUGACAGAGAGAGGGUGAUUGUGCAUAUAUGCAUGUGUGCUCAUAUCCUCAUGCAUAUGUAGGUGUGCAUGUUUGUGACAGUUAAAAUGUAUGAAUAUGGCAGAUGUAUCCAAAGCCCUUCAUAGUACAUAGAUGAAGUAAGGAAAAAAAAUCACAACUGAAGCCUUGGUAGGGUUUUUUAAAAGACUCGGAAGCAUUUAUUGUUAUACAAUCAUGCAUUUUUAUUUAGACCUAUUAUUUUUAUCCUUUUCAUCUCUUAAGCUAAUACUACAUUUGUUAUUUUAGGCAUGAUAAUCUUCGUCUUUUGCUGUAUUGUGCUGAAAAUGCUCAAGCUGUAUAAGCAGUUGCUCUUUGUUGCUGGCACCGUCCAGAGUUUUGGACUGCUGUUGAAACCUGGCAAUAUGGAGCGAUGCUGUUUAAGCACUGAAAGCCCAUCUCUUUACCUCUGCCUCUUUUGAUUUCAUUGUCAUUCUCAAAAGUAUUUCCAUAUGGCUUGUUAUGCUGUUGUAGAGGCAGUAUGUGUCGGAGGACAAACCCUCAGAUUUAAGGUGCACUGAUUGUCAAACCAGUUCCCUCAGCUCAUUCUGUCCUCAGUCAGCACUAGAUGCUGUACUGGAAUGUAGGUGUUAGACUGCCAGGUACAGUUUUGUCCCAUCACUUUCCUUCAUCUUGGACCUCAUGGAUUUAUUUUGUUGGGAUUGUUUUAUUUUUGUUGAUAUUGAUUGGCAAAUUAUCAGUCUGAUCUGCGCAUGUGUGGUCUUUAACUAUUUUGUGGACGGGAACGAUGUGCAAUGCCAGGUUUUUGACCAAAUAUGACAUUUCUGUGCAUUGUGGGUCUUGAAUCCAUACUUUUUGAGGAAGCUUAACUUCAUCAGUAGAGUGACCUAUCAUCAACAGCUAUACAAAGAAUUAGUCCCCUUCCGCAGAGUGUAAUUGUGUUUGUAUAUUCUGACAUCAUUUGCUUGCCUUCUAUUUUUACCGGUUUUUAAAUAAAGCAACUUAUUUCCACACCAUAGCCAGUAAUGGUACCAUCAUGCAGACCUGAAAUCUUACAGAAUCAUUCUUUGUUUCCCGAUUUUGAUGUGAUAAGAAAUCUUCAUUGCAUUGUAAUAGAAUGUGUUUGCGUAAGAGAGAGUGUGCAAGAAGGGAUAGACUGAUUGCUGAUCCAUUAUAUCUUUUGUACUAAUAUUGUGCCAUAACAUUUUGUGAAUAACAUUUGCAAGAAAGCCUGAUGAGGUGGUAGUAAAAGUAAAUGAAAAAAAAAUGAACAUUUCUGAUUUUUUUUUUUUUUAAUAUACUCGGUGGUUUUUCAUAGUGAGCCACUCCCCUCCCCUACUCAAUUUUGUUUGUUUGUUGAUAAUCUCAUAUUAUUCAUUUUGGACACAAGAAAAUUUAUGAGCAAAAUUUGCUCAUUAGGAGAAGGUGGGUAGAAAUUAUCUCAUAUUUUUACAAUGAGGUCAUGCUGAUGCAAACAACAGUGAGUAGUUUAAACAGAAAGGGUAACGAACAAGUAGAAUUCUUGGGUGGAAGGAGUGAGAGUAAGUGUUCCAUGGAGAGUGAUAACAUGUAAUUUUGAAGGACUUGCUUUGUUACAUACCAAUGAUGAACAAAACUGCUGUCAUCCUCACAAGUAGACUGAGGAUGAUUUCAAUGUGCCAGAAUGUGUUGAGUAUAUUAGUUGAUGUAUGUGAUAUGUCAGAAAUACAAUGUGUGUGCUUGAGCGAGUGAGAAAGUAGGUAAAUGAAAGAGAAAAAGUCUGAAAACUAAACAUUGAUUUUUGCGGCAUGUUUUUGGUUUUGUCUGUGAUAUGUAUGUUUGGUAUUUUUAUUUAGUAUUCUGUUGUAUGGAAUGUUUGAAUUCAUUUAUUUCAAGGAAGAUGGUUAAGUUGCAACCAGAAACAUUUGAAUAAUUUUUAAGUGUUUAUAUAAAGUGGAAUAUUUUCAAGGCAGUGGUAUUUGAUAGGGAUUUCUCUUUCUCUGUGUAGAAAAUGGGCUUGAUGAACAAAUUCAGCUUUUAUGGUAAAAGUCUGUAUUUUGAUGCUGUCUUCCACAUCGUUUAGCUGUUCCCCCUCCAUAUCCCAAAAGGUGUAAUUUUUCCGAAAGCUCAUAAUUAAUGUGCUGCUUUAAGCAUAUUUCACUUUUCAAGAAGUAUUCAAGUAAAGACAGUGCCCUGGCAGUAAAAAUGUGUUAGCAGUGAAAAUUCACAGAAGCAGCAAAAUUCAUUCCAAGGCUUUGCGUAAAUUUCCCCCACCCCUCAACACCCAUUUAUGACUUUGGGCAAGAUAUACAUAACUCUAAAGAAAUGAUGCCAAAGGAAUUUACCAAUGUAGAAAGUAUUCUUCAAUGUAAUUACACUAUGUUGGCUGUUUUGUCCCCAGUUGAAAGAGGUGCUUUGUGGCAGCAAACUGAAUGAAGCAAAAUGAGCAUAUAAAUCUUGUUUUGUGUACAAGCUGUGUUUGUGCUAACAGAUCUAUGCAAGAAACUGUGUUUUAUUAUAAUGAAUUUGUACAUUUUUCUACUCAAAAAGAAUAAAACAUCUGACUUUGGA